AUGCCAUGCACAACUCUUCUUUCAACAUCCCAGAUCAGCAGGCAGCCCAAGAAAAUUCUGAAGAACCAAACCUCGAGACCAGGAGAAGGCCUUGAGGCAGGAGAAUUUGGCCUUGAGGCAGGAGAGUUGGGCCUCGAGGCGGGAGAAUUAGGCCUUGAGGCGAGAGAAUUCGACUGGCAAAUCUGCGAUGAACAUGGACAGUUCAUCCACCCAGAUGCUCUGCCACCUCCAUUCACAUCAAGAGAGCAUGGUGACUGGACACCGUUUUGCGAUUGCACAGAGUUCGAGACCACGGAGUUUUUAUAUACGAAAAAUCAAAUGUCUGGCGACACCCCACCAUUCGCUGACCACAAAGACUUGUAUUCAACCAUUGAUGUGAUACCCCUUGGAGAAGUCGCAUGGGAGAGCUUCACAAUGAAGUUUAAUGGAGAAGGCUCAGUUCCCAGCGAUUCUGACUCGGAGGCUCGCGCCCCAUGGAUGGAUACUGCUUACACUGCGUGGUUCCAAGAUCCCCAUGCUGUGGUCCACAACAUGCUCACCAAUCCAGACUUCAAGGAUGAGAUGGAGUAUGUGCCUUAUUGUGAAUGGAAGGGAGAGGGAGGUGACGCAAAAUGGCAGUGGCGCAAUGUCAUGUCGGGAGACUGGGCAUGGAAUCAAGCUGAUGAAAUCGCCAAAGAUCCAGCAACACAUAGUUCGACUUUUGUACCUGUCCUUCUUGGAAGCGAUAAGACAACGGUCUCGGUCACAACCAGACAAAAUGAUUAUUAUCCACUCUAUGCAUCAAUCGGCAAUGUACAGAAUAAUGUUCGCUGCGCUCAUCGCAAUGCUGUCACUGUUGUUGGCUUUUUAGCCAUACCAAAGACCGUAAAACAAUAUUCCGAGGAUACCUUCAUGACUGUUCCUGAGGUCGUGCGCUUUGGGGACGGUCACUUUCGACGCGUCAUUUAUGGCUUAGGACCAUACAUCACGGAUUAUCUGGAACAGGUCGUACUUUCUUGUAUCAUAUCAAAUUGGUGCACUAAAUGUUUUGCUUUGCCAGCAGAUCUAGAUGGCGAAGAUGCCCAACUUCGUGCUCAAAUAGUCACAGACAUCCUUUGUGAUAAUGUCGACUUCAGUACGCUGUGGUAUCAGUGGGGUGUUGAUGCUGAUGUCGUGCCAUUCACGAACAAUUAUCCACACGCCGACAUUCACGAACUUCUGUCCCCUGAUAUCCUGCAUCAACUUAUCAAGGGUACGUUCAAAGACCACCUUGUCAUCUGGGUCGAGAAGUAUUUAGAACGCAUACAUGGAAAAACCCGUGCUAAGGUGGUAAUGGAUGACAUAGAUAGAAGAAUUGCUGCAGCACCAUCAUUUGCAGGCCUUCGCCGGUUUCCUCAAGGCCGUGGAUUCACUCAAUGGACCAGCAACAAUUCAAAGGCCUUAAUGAAAGUCUACUUGCCUGCAAUCGAAGAACAUGUCCCCGAUGAUGUUGUCUGGUGCUUUUGUGCCUUCCUUGAAUUUUGCUACCUCAAUACGCUUGAGGAAAUUAAGGAGGCCCUUGACCGCUUUCACUGUUAUCACAAGAUUUUUCAAGAGACCGGUGUUCGUUUUGACGGAUUCUCACUACCACGUCGGCAUUCUCUUAUGCAUUAUAUUACGCUUAUCCGCAUGUUCGGCGCACCAAAUGGUGUGUGUUCAUCCAUAACAGAGUCAAAACACAUCAAGGCCAUGUUACUAACAAACCAGCACCUUGAUAAAAUUGCUGCUGCACGUACAGACUUCAUGGCACAUGGAAUGUUAGGUCCACAUCCUGUGGACGACAGUGGUGAGGCAGAUGAGAGGGGCGAGGAAGAUGAAAGUGACGAGGAAGAUGAUGGUGCAGUGGAGGGAGCCCAAGUGCAAUCAUGCACCAUUCAUGCGCUGGCAGAAGAACUCAAUGUACCAAACUUGCCCCGACUGGUCCGCCUUUGUCUCUAUGACCAACUCCUCGCAGAUGAUGAACAUACAUCUGAUACCAUCCCGCUUAGUGCUUGCCCCAGAUUUGAAGGCCGUGUCAAGGUUUUUGGAUCUGCAGUAUCUACUUUCUUUGCACUGAGCGAUCCCAGUGGUAUUGGGGGAAUGCAACGCGAACAUAUUUGUUCUGUCCCUUUAUGGCGCGGAGGUCCAGGAUGCUACGACACCGUAUUUGUGAACACUGGAAGUGAGGAUGGAAUACAUGGUAUGGAAGUUGUCCAUACUUUUCCGUGUGCUCUGGUACACUGGUUUAAGCUUGUCUCUGACGAGCCUGAUCCUGGAAAUGGAAUGUGGAUGGUCAAGCCAUCCUUUCUCGACUUAGAGCUCAACACUCUGGAGCUCUCAAUCAUUCACGAAUUUGUCCCACAGAAAGCUACAUUCCACGAGACUCUAGAUACUUACUGCGGGUUCUAUGUUAACAAAUUCGCAGAUCAUCAUUCUUUUGAAAUAGCGUCUUGA
This is a messenger RNA of Suillus subalutaceus, 2451 nucleotides long. RefSeq lists its product as uncharacterized. The record is from RefSeq and is a predicted model, not a curated record. NCBI's taxonomy places the organism in Eukaryota, Fungi, Basidiomycota, Agaricomycetes, Boletales, Suillaceae. The coding region runs from base 1 to 2451 and encodes 816 amino acids. The transcript is spliced from 15 exons.